Molecule: messenger RNA, 898 nt
Organism: Rhagoletis zephyria (snowberry fruit fly)
Lineage: Eukaryota; Metazoa; Arthropoda; Insecta; Diptera; Tephritidae
Source: RefSeq, a predicted model, not a curated record
GCCGCGGUUCAGAAGUUAUAAGGUAAUAAGCAAACAGACAUUCACAUUUAUAUAUAUAGGUGAAUUCAAGUUUGCCUGCCAAUUCUUAUGGUCUUAAAGUUAUUCCAGCCUAUGUUGAAAAUGCAUUGUUGCCAUGGCGUAUGAGUUAUCUAUCAACAUCAAUAUUUAGUCCGGUUAUGCUUCCAAGCUUGUGCUCAUUCACCUUGGUUUUUUCUUUAUUUGCAGAUUUUUGCGAAUAGUUGAAAAUUCGUACAAUCUUUUACGGAAAUAAAAACAGUAUUGCUUUUGUUUACGUAAUUAACUAAAUAAAAAGAGAGAAAUUUCUUAAAAUUUUCAGCAGGCAUUUCGGGAGGGGUUUGAACCCCCAAAACCCCUACCUGCGUUCGCCCCUGAAUAAGACUAAUGCAAAAAAAGGCUUUAUUCUCUCAAAGAGUCACUAGACAGUUUUAUGGCUGUUUGCGCAACUGAUACGGAAUAUAAACAAAUGUAUGAUUGCAAAGUCCAGGCAGUAUCUUCUAUUGCCCCCUUCAUAUCAUUAAUUGGAACCCUAGACGAGCCACAAUCAUUCAUGAUUGACUUUGACAACAUCACUUACAAAGUUUUCAACUUCGCGAAAGCUGUGGAUAUAUGCUUUAAAACAUACAUUGUUUUUAAUAUGGCCUACGCUGAGCCAUGCGCUGCAAUGUGGGACUUCAUAAACAGGCAAUUUUAUCAGUUAACUAUCAACGCCAAGCCCAAGCCAGGAAUAAACGCACUGCUUAAUGAAAUUAAAAUCGCAACGGAAACAAACCUCGAAGAAGCUACGAAUCUGCCAAGUACCUCCACAUAAAAAUAUAAUGUAUAAGAAAGUGUAAAACCAUUAGUUUUUAUCUUUUCAUAAUUUAUAUCUUAAUUUUUG